This is a messenger RNA of Xiphophorus couchianus (Monterrey platyfish), 2868 nucleotides long. It is a transcript of the gene pou3f2a, whose product is annotated as POU class 3 homeobox 2a. The coding region runs from base 331 to 1506 and encodes 391 amino acids. The transcript has a single exon. Gene Ontology annotation, biological process: brain development; regulation of transcription by RNA polymerase II. The record is from RefSeq and is a predicted model, not a curated record. Lineage: Eukaryota; Metazoa; Chordata; Actinopteri; Cyprinodontiformes; Poeciliidae. Gene Ontology annotation, cellular component: nucleus. Gene Ontology annotation, molecular function: RNA polymerase II cis-regulatory region sequence-specific DNA binding; DNA-binding transcription factor activity, RNA polymerase II-specific.
ACUCAGCUGCCACAUCUCUCCUUCCACUUUGUUCGCCAACAUGCUGCAGGACUGCUCGCAUUGUUGGCCAGACUGAUUGGGGUUUCAGCACAAUCUCCCGUGACCAAUGAGCGGGGUGCUGUCAGGGGUAACCACAUCUGUCAGGCGUUCUCGGCCAAUAAAGAGCGGAGCGAGGCGGACCACAGGUGCGCGCCUCUGCGUCCCCUUGGCACAGCGCCCGGGAGAUGCUGGAGAGAGACGCCUAUAGCUGCCCCGUGGCGCAAAGAGAGUUCCUUUCAGAGGCAGCCUCCCUCUUUAACUCCGGCUACCACUCUGGCUCCGAGAGAGUUUAUGGCGACCGCAGCGUCAAACCACUACAGCGUCCUCAGCACCCCCAGCAGCGCGCCGCCGCCGCCGCCGCACUCGGAGUCCGGGAGCAUGCAGCAGGCGGCAGCGUACAGGGACGCGCACACCCUGCUCCAGAACGACUACGGCACGCUACCGGGCGGUGGGCAUCCGCUCAGCCACGCGCACCAGUGGAUAACGGCGCUCUCUCACGGUGACAGCGGGACGCCGUGGCCGUCCAGUCCCCUCCGAGAACAGGACGUGAAGCCCAUACUGCAUGACAGUGACCGAGAGGAGCUGCAGAACUCCAGCAGCCUGCAGCAGCAGCAACAGCAGCAGCAACAGCAACAGCGACACCCUCACCUAGCGCACCAGCAGGCGCAUCACGACGCCAGAGCAUGGCGAACCAGCACGGCCACGACGCACAUCACCGGCAUGGCGACAUCUGAGGGACAGAGCCUGGUGUACACCCAGUCCGGCUUCGCUCUGAUGCCAGGGGGAGAGCAGGGGGGGAUGCACCACCACCCUCUGCGGGACGAAGACCACCACAGCCACAGCCCGCACCUCAGUGAGCACGGGGGCGGCCCCGGGGCCCACCACCACCAGCACCAGCAGCACGGGGGCCACCAGGACCAGUCGGACGAGGACACGCCGACCUCGGAUGAGCUGGAGCAGUUCGCCAAGCAGUUCAAGCAGCGGCGUAUCAAGCUGGGCUUCACGCAGGCGGACGUGGGGCUGGCCCUGGGGACGCUCUACGGGAACGUGUUCUCUCAGACCACCAUCUGCAGGUUCGAGGCGCUGCAGCUCAGCUUCAAGAACAUGUGCAAACUCAAGCCGCUGCUGAACAAGUGGCUGGAGGAGGCGGACUCCACGUCGGGGAGUCCCACAAGCCUAGAUAAGAUCGCGGCGCAGGGGAGGAAAAGGAAAAAGCGGACCUCCAUCGAGGUGGGCGUCAAGGGCGCUCUGGAGAGCCAUUUUCUGAAAUGCCCCAAGCCGGGAGCGGCGGAGAUCAACUCCCUGGCGGACAGCCUGCAGCUGGAGAAGGAGGUGGUGAGGGUCUGGUUCUGUAACCGGCGGCAGAAGGAGAAGAGGAUGACCCCCGCUGGGGGACAGAUAUCAGGAGGGGAGGACAUGUACGGGGACACCCCUCCUCACCACGGAGGACAGACUCCUGUGCAGUGACCCCUGUCCAGUACUUUCUUCUAGGACAUGUACGGGGACACCCCUCCUCACCACGGAGGACAGACUCCUGUGCAGUGACCCCUGUCCAGUACUUUCUUCUCUUUUUUUUUUUUUUUUUUUACUAUCAUUAUUAUUAUUAUUAUUUUUCGGGGGAAAAAUACGAACCUCUGCAGGAGGAAGCUUCUUAUUUGUUAAAAUUCCCAAUGCUGGAACUGGACCUCAGCCAGUUUUAAGUGUUGGACGGACGCAGGGAUGCAGAGUGGCACCCCGGUGCUAAAAAAAAAAAACACUCAGAGCAGAGAUGUGUAGAAUGGCUUCAUGCCAGGCACAUUGAGCUGGGGUGUGCUAACCAAAAUAGGGGAGAAGAGAGGAAGAAAAAAAUAAAAGAUGGGGGGAGAAAGCAGCGACAUUUUCUGCAUCUGUCUUAAAGAAAGGCAGGAGGAGGAAAACUAUAGGAGCAGGCUGCAGUCGGUGUGGGUAAAUAAACGCCAUCUUUCCAUCAUAACAAAAGCGACAGGGAUCCUGCAGCUUGUGGUAAAAGACAGGGCUGAAAUGGCAGACAAAUGCUGUAGCCCACAAUACCAACCAACCGUUUAUUAUUAUUAUUAUUAUUAUUAUUAUUAUUAUUAUUAUUAUUAUUAUUAUUAUUUAAUUUAUGUUCUUAUUUAUCAUGUCUCGUUAAAAUAAUAUGUCAAUUUAUAAAUGUUGAAAAUGUAGAAAAAAUAUUGUUGAUAUAAUAAUAAUAAUAAUAAUAAUAAUAAUAAUAAUAAUAAUAAAUGUAUUGGUUGACUCGUGAUUUCCUUUCUGUGCGUCCGUUUACACUGUGUUUUUGCUGUUGGUUAUUUCUGUACGUUUCCCCAAAACGCUGUGACGAAACAGACCGAGACUGUCCGACUGGAGCCUUCAGAGGGAUCCAGUUUACUUUGGCCUUGCUUCCUUUAAGUAAAAAGAACAGGGGACAUAUUUAAAGUGACCCUGAUCCCGUCAGAUGAGAAGACUGUGUUUUUUUUUUAUUAUUAUUAUUAAAAAAAAAAAACAUAUGUAUGGCUUUACUUUGUUUGUUAACUGUGUUUUUGUUUUGGGUUUGUUUUCCAUGUCAAGCUGUGCCAAAGCACAAACACAGACACGUGUUCUUGUGCCACCUUAAUCCUGUGAUUAUGAUCUGAUAUGUAAGACGUUUCUGUGGGGAAAUCCUGCAGAAGUCGGAGAUCAAAUCUCUGACAUAUUUUGAUUCAAAUCUUGAACAUCAGAAACUCAAAUACAAUGAAGGAACGAUGACGGCUGCAGAGAAAUUAUUAUUUGGUUAUCAUAAAUAAUUGUAAUGUCAAUUUCUAAGUCCUUUUUUUUCUUGUCAAUCAAAGG